AUGCGGCUUAAGACAACUAUUGAAACCGUUUGCUUUUUAGCAUUGCAAGGAAUUGGUUUUAGAGGCCAUGAUGAAAGUUCAAGUUCAUUAAAUAGAGGGAAUUUUAUUGAAGUGUUAAAGUAUAAAGCAGAAGUAAAUGAUGAACUCUCAAGUGUUAUCUUAGACAAUACUCCACAAAAUGCCCAAUACAUUGCUCCAUCAAUUCAAAAAGAGAUUCUUCAUAUUCUUGCAAACAGAGUGAGAAAAAUGAUUUGUGAUGAAAUUACGGGAGGCAAAUAUUGUAUUCUUGUUGAUGAAGCACAAGAUGAGUCUAAAACGGAGCAAAUGGCUCUUGUUUUAAGAUAUGUCAAGCAUGAUGGUUUGCUAAUUGAACUCUUUUUUGACAUUGUGGGAGUUAAAAACACAUCAGCAGUGAUGCUUAAGGAUGCAAUAUCUGAUAUUCUUGUUCGGUUCGAUCUUUCAAUUCAAAAUUUGAGAGGUCAAGGGUACGAUGGUGCGAUUACAGCAGCAAAAGAUGAGCCAAAUAUUUGGCAAUUCUUCUCUCACCUGACUUGUAUUGUCAAUCUUGUUGCUUCCUCUCCCAAGCGUCUUGCUGAAUUAAAAUCUUUUCAAAGGGAUGAGAUUGCACGUAUGUUGAGCAUAGGUGAACACCAAUCUGGUAAAUGGGCUAAUCAGAUUGGCACCUUGCAUCGAGCUGGAGCUACUUGUUGGAGCCCACAUUAUGAUUCUGUAAGGGACUUGAUUGAUAUGUAUACUACAUCUUGCACAGUUGUUGAAAAUCUUAGAAAGGGUGGGCAAACUCAACAGAUGCGUGGGCAAGCUUUGGAUGUUUACAAGCAACUUGAUGUACCUAGUGAUCCAGAGUUUCAAAAUACUUCUUUUCUUACUGAUUUAUGUGGGAAACUAGUUGUAAGAAGGAAGUCCGAGUGUUACCCUUUGGUUGACAGAUUGAUCCGUCUUGUGUUGACUCUUCCCGUUUCUACAGCAACUACAGAAAGAGCAUUUUCAGGCAUGAAACGUGUUAAAACAGCGAUGCGUAGCACGAUGGGAGAUGAAUUUCUUGCUGAUUGCAUAACCGUCAACCUUGAACGAGACCACGGUUGGAAAAUUGAUUUGGAGUCUAUUAUUGACAAAUUCAAGUCUUUAAGGACUUGUCGAGCACAACUUAGAUAG
Molecule: messenger RNA, 1173 nt
Organism: Cornus florida
Lineage: Eukaryota; Viridiplantae; Streptophyta; Magnoliopsida; Cornales; Cornaceae
Exons: 3
Coding region: 1-1173 (390 amino acids)
Molecular function (GO): protein dimerization activity
Source: RefSeq, a predicted model, not a curated record